AUGGAGCAUGGUUGGAAACUACGUAAAAAAGCACCUCAAAUACCAACCAAGCUCAUCACUUGGAAAGAAGUUUUCCCAUUUGCAAUUUGGGCAAUUUGGAGAAAUAAAAAUGAUAAUAAUGUAAACAACACCAAUCUUUCUAUUAACACAAUGAAGGUCUUUCAACAAACACUAGAAUAUCACUUGCUCACAUCUAAGCCCACUACUAGUAAUAUUCCAAUUAAGAUAAAGGUAAAAUGGCACUCCCCCUCCUCCAAGAAACUGGUACAAGUUCUCAACUUUGAUGGAGCCCUCAACAAUAGCUGUCUACAUGGAGGAAUCAGUGGAAUAAUACGCAACAACAAAGGAGAAUGGAUAUUGGGAUACUACAAAAAGUGUCCAAUAAUAUCUCCUAUCCAGGUUGAACUCCUAGCACUACGACAUGCACUUCAAACGAUUAUCAAGGAAAAUAUUGUCCCAUGUGAACUAGAAAUAGAUGCCACAGAGGUGAUUCGAUUUCUCGAAGAAAAUUAUUCUACUUACAGUGCUUUACGUCAUGAAUGCAAGUGGUUAAUGGGGAAGACAAUGUAG
Molecule: messenger RNA, 570 nt
Organism: Nicotiana tabacum (common tobacco)
Lineage: Eukaryota; Viridiplantae; Streptophyta; Magnoliopsida; Solanales; Solanaceae
Source: RefSeq, a predicted model, not a curated record